UGCAGAGCCGGUGCUGCGACGCGGCGGUCCGGACAGUGCGCCUGUGCAGCCCGUGCAGCCCGUGCAGCCCGUGCAGCCCGUGCAGCCCGAUGGAGCGCAGUGGUGGUGACGAAGCCGAAGCCCCCACUGAAGGGGUCGUGAAGGACGCGUCGCUGCAGCCCACCAAGACGAUGGAAGCGAGCGUGGGGCGAGCCUCACAGUGCACCCCUCGGCCGCCAGGCAUGGAUGGAAUUUUAAAAUCAGAUGAGAGGCAAAGGUUAGCCAAAGAGAGACGAAAAGAAAGAGAAAAAUGUCUGGCUGCCAGAGAACAACAGAUCUUAGAGAAGCAGAAAAGAGCCAAGCUUCAGUAUGAGAAACAAAUUGAGGAGAGAUGGAGAAAACUUGAGGAGCAGCGUCAGCGGGGAAAGCAGAAGAGGGCUGCAGUGGAAGAGAAGAGGAAGCAGAAGCUCCGAGAAGAAGAGGAGCGCCUGGAAGCAAUGAUGCGUCGGUCCCUAGAGCGUACACAGCAGGUAGAGCUGAAGAAGAAGUAUUCAUGGGGAGGAUUAUCGGCCUCAGGGCCUGGAGGUGAAUCAGAAAAUACCCCACCCCCUCCUCUAACUUUAGCAGCCAGCACCCUCCCUUCGGACACAGGGACCACUACAGCUGCUGCCGAGUCCACCAACGCAUGUGGCAAACUUUCAGCCUCAGCCAUGAAUUUGCCAAAGCAGCCGGAGCCUCCCAUGAGUAAACGCUUGUCUUCAUCCACCGUGGCAAUAUCUUAUUCCCCAGACCGAGUUCUUGGCAGCCCUGUCAAAUCUUUAUACAAGUCCUCUCCAACCCGGGCCACUGAGAGAAAGAAAGGUACACCUACAUCUGCCAUGGGAGAUACUGGGAAGGAAGCUGUGGCAGGAGCAGAACCUUCACUGGUGGAGAAAACGAAGAAGGGACGAGUGACAUCUUCUGCUUCCUCCGGGAUUAUUGGGUCCCCACUGAGAAGAUGCGAGUCUCCUAAAGACAUUACUAAGAACUCAUCUUCUCCUGUGAAAUCCAAGACAAUUUCAAAAGGAUCCCCACAGUCUCCGAAGACAGCAAAGCCUCCAUAUGUAGGGUUUCCUGGGAAGCCUCGCUUUCCCCCCAUUCCCAGUGAAGACACACUCAACAAGAAGGCAGAGAAGGAAAAGACUAAUAAGGAAAAGGAAGGUGCCACUGGUCAGCAGACCACUGGCCUACCCGGAGAAGAAACCCUGGAGAAGCACAUGGUUGACAAGAAUGCCGCUGUGAAGUUUGUAGCUGAUAAACAUGCAACUGAGAAGCAUUCUGCCACUGGAGGGAAGGCUGAGCACAAUGCAGGAAAACCUACAGCAGGCACCACUGAUGCAGAGGAGGCUGCAAAGAUCCUCACUGAAAAGAGACGUCAGGUUCGGCUGCAGAAGGAGCAAGAGGAGAAAGAACGACUGGAGAAGGAAGAACAAGAGAGGCUGGAAAAAGAGGAAUUUAAAAAAAAGGCAGAAGAGGAAAGGCUGCUCCUAGAAAAAGCCCUUGAGCAAGAAGAGGAAAAACAAGAGAAGGAAAAGGAAAAGCAGAAAGAAGUAGCAGAAGCAAAGGCACAGGAGGCCACUAAGCAGAUGCGUUUAGAAAGAGAACAGAUCAUGCUGCAGAUUGAGCAGGAACGAAGAGAGAGGAAGAAGGUAGGAGUGGAGGGAUCAGGAGUACUUAAGAGAAUAGAUGAAAUUAUGAAGAGGACAAGGAAGAGUGAUGUGUCUCUAGAAGUAAAGAAGGAAGACCCCAAAGUUGAGAUUCAGCCUGUUGCAGCUGUGGAAAAUAAGACAAAACCAGUUGUCCCCAACAAAAUAGAAAUCAAUGAAUUGAACACCUGCCAGGAAGUAAAUGCCCCAGAGCAUUCUGCUCCAGAAACCUUUUCCCAAGACAUUUUCUCUAAUGGUCUUAAACCAGUUGGGGGACCUGUUCAUCUGGAUGGCCUUGAUGGGAAAUCAAACAGUCUGGAUGAUUCAACUGAAGAAGUUCAGUCUAUGGAUGUGAGUCCUGUUUCUAAAGAAGAGCUUAUCUCCAUCCCAGAAUUUUCACCAGUGAGUGAAAUGAUUCCUGGGAUGUCUCUGGACCAAAAUGGAACUGGGAAUGCCCGAGCACUUCAGGAUAUCUUAGAUUUCACUGGCCCUCCCACAUUCCCCAAGAAAUCCAGUGAAAACCUCAGCCUUGAUGACUGUAACAAAAACCUCAUCGAAGGAUUUAACAGUCCUGGGCAAGAAACUACUCUGAACACCUUCUGCUGACAAAGCAUUCCUUUAAUGAAAGGUGGUGUUUGGAUCAACCAUGAAGCUGUUGGUGUAAAAUCUAAAUUGCUGGCCACCUGAAGAAGAUUCUUUUGCCCUUAACUGCUGGAUUCCAAAUUACUAUAUCAGAAUGUAACUGUAUUCCUAGAUAGUUUGGCAAAUACUGGCCUUCUGAUAAAAACCUUGAGAUUUUUGCUUUAUGGGACUUUAGCAAAAUUUUAUUUUAUGGUUCCAUUUAUGAGCUUCAGCUACUGCUAAAGCACUUCCUUAUCCUUCUCUACUAUUGUAACUUGCGUGAUGCUGGCUGGGAACCUUACUUUAGGACACUCAAAUUUCCAGAGUUGGAGCACAUAGGCAUUUAGAUGUCUCUUCUUAUAGAAUUCUUCUAUUUACCCACACUCUAGUUAAUCAUGUACUUCUCAACCUGGGCUGCUUAUCUCCCUGUCUUUUGGAGGGUGUGUAUGGGGGAUCUAGCCACUUUCUCUCUCUCAGGCUUCUGUUAUUUUAUUUUUAUUAUUAAGUUUCAUCACCUGCAGAGCAUUACCCACAUUACUGUUGGAAGGUUAAAAAUGUUUGGUUGAAUAAAUAAUCAAAUAGUGGCAAUUAUUUCUUUCCUCUUAUGGAAACUGAAUCUAGCAAGGACCCUUUCAUGUCAUACCUUUAAAAUCUCCAAAUUUUCACUCCAAACCAUUGAAUGGCAUUGCAACUGAAUGAAUCAAGUCUUGUUUAAGUGGCUGUUUUUAUGACUUUGCUGUUUUUUGUUUUUUUUUCCUGAUGGAUCUUGGAAUUUUCUUUUGUUUGCUCCUAUGAUUGCUUAACUAUAAUAAAGGAGUCACAGUGCUUUGAAAGGGGGCCCCAAGUUGGUCCCAGUAUGUCACUUUAAUAGACUUUAACAUUAAAAAGUCUGAACGAGGAAAAAUGACACUAGAAUGUAUAACUCCAUACAUUUUAUGCCAUAUGCUAUAUUUAAUUUUUUUCAUUUCUUGUGGUGAAAUGUAGCUUUACUAUUAAAAUGAUUUUUUUCUUUGGAACUUUUAGUUUUGACUUGUACUUGAAAGCUUUUGAAAAGAUCCUUAAUUUUGAGAUUUGCAAAACAGGAGAUAUAAAGAAGUUUCAGUAGUAUCUUGUUCUGUACUUUUAAAACCAGUACAGUUUAAGAAUGUAUUAGUCUCAGAAGCUAUGUAUGUUUAUGCGAUAUAGUCUAAAUAAAA
This is a messenger RNA of Psammomys obesus (fat sand rat), 3481 nucleotides long. It is a transcript of the gene Map7d2, whose product is annotated as MAP7 domain containing 2. NCBI's taxonomy places the organism in Eukaryota, Metazoa, Chordata, Mammalia, Rodentia, Muridae. Gene Ontology annotation, biological process: microtubule cytoskeleton organization. The transcript is spliced from 17 exons. The record is from RefSeq and is a predicted model, not a curated record. Gene Ontology annotation, cellular component: microtubule cytoskeleton. Bases 90 to 2270 code for a protein of 726 amino acids.